AUGGCGGCGCCUCCCAAGAAGGGGGGCUACCCUUCUCGGCAGCGCCGCUUUGGGCCGGCGCCCCUGGCCUCCUUCGAGGACCUGCCCACUGAUGACCAGGACAGCAGCCCUGAGGCGCGCAGCCCCGACACCCUCGUGCCCUCUGAGGUCUCCACGCCACAGGUGGAAGGGGAUGUUGACUCGUUGGCGACACUGACGCCAUGUGGCUCGGUGCCAACGGCCAACGGGUCUCCCUGUUCGCCCGUGGCACCGCCCCUGCUGGAGGCACCACCGCCGCCUUCCACGGAUUCGCUCACUCCCGAAGAGCCCCAGCGUCGCAAAGGCUCCUGGACUGAGCUGUUCCUGCGCGGUCGCUCGCCGCAGCGCAGCAGUGGUGGGACUAGCCCCGAGCCCUCCAAAGGCUUCUUCUCGUCUUUGCUCAAGCUUGGUGGCCGCAAGUCACCCCGCAGCCCUUCGCCCCACAGCCCGUCACCUGUGCCUACCGCUCCCCGCCUUUCUGUCACCUUGCACGACGAACAGCCGGACGGUGUGCUGGACAGCUUGCCCAAUAACCCAACGCAGAGUGUGCCGGAUAGCAUGCCGAAUAUAGUGCCAGAUAGGGCGCCAGAGAAGAGACCAGACAAGCAGCCAAACAAGCAGCCGGACAAGCAGCCGGACAAACAGCCGGACAGCUUGCCUGACAAGCAGCCACAGGGCAAUCCGAAGAAACGGCAAGACGGGACCAGUAGCAAGAAGCCAGCUUACGUGCCAGGCGAGCCACGUGCGCGGCCACAGGACCUAGAAAUCAACGACCCCUUCGACCGUGCGUGCCUGCUGGAACGAGUGUGCCAGUCGCUGGCUGACAUCCCCAGUGCCAGCCGUCGGGGCAGCCGCGAAUCACCGGAGCCACUUUCGUCGGAGUCGGAGCUCACAUUAGACGCGGUUCUUGCCAAGCAGAGUAGUCAGGAUGAGUUCGAGACCUUGCUUGCUCAGGACUCGGUGGAGUCCGAAGAGUUUCUCUCGGUUGCGUCUGCAGUGGCACCACCGCCACCAUCGCGCAGCCCCGUGCCCACUCGCCAGCAGCGGCUCGAGGUAGUGACCAUCCCGAUCGAGCGCCCGCGGAGCACAACGCCAAUCAACAUAGCACCGAUUGAGGCGUUCCUGCCGGCAGUUUCACCGGAACCCUGCCCUCCGGAUAAGAUCCGGCUUUUUCUGCCCGGGGAGCAGUUCACGGGCCGUGGGCCACGGAGCCCUCGUCGCAGCUCGCUCAAGAGCUGGCUCCACUUUUGCGAGGAAGGUCUGCAGAGCCCCCGUAGCCGCAAGCGCUCCGAGGACAGCCAGGCAGCCGGCUGCUGUGACUGCCCUGGUCCGGAGGCCGCACACUCGGACUGCGCCUGUGACUGCCACCACCAAUCUCCCGGAAGCAGCUCUCUGAGCAGCCCGGAGCAUGCCUCCUAG
Messenger RNA from Dermacentor albipictus, 1437 nucleotides. RefSeq names its product proteoglycan 4-like. The record is from RefSeq and is a predicted model, not a curated record. Lineage: Eukaryota; Metazoa; Arthropoda; Arachnida; Ixodida; Ixodidae.